ACAUUCUCUGCAGAAGCGCACUGGCCCUUUAAAAAACCGUAGCACUUCCGCCAGGGAAAGACAGACCCAAACAGAUUCAGCUCAGCGUCGAGGGCGGCCCGUCGACGAGGUGAGGGUUCCGUUCCAGAAGAGUGCCUAGAAUCCUGAAGUCCGGACCCGAGCAGAACCGGAACCAUGGUGAAGAUCAGUUUCCAGGCCGUCGCAGGUCAGAAAGGCGACAAGGAGACCGAUGGCGACAAGACCGAAAUCCUCAUCCCCCGUCCUGUGGAGGAAGAGGAGCUGGUUCUGCCGCUGCGGCCCAAGAAGUCGACUCUCAACGGCCUCUGCUGCCUGACAUUUGGCCUGGUGGUGUUCAUGGCCGGUCUGGUUCUUGCCUCCAUCUAUGUGUACCGCUACUACUUCAUACCUCAUGCGCCAGAAGAGAACUUGUUCCACUGCAGGGUUCUGUACGAGGACUCGGCGUACGCCCCUCUGCGUGGUCGCCAGGAGCUCGAGGAGAACGUCGGCAUCUACCUGGCUGACAACUACGAGAAGAUCACCGUGCCCGUGCCUCAUUUCGGAGGCAGCGACCCUGCUGACAUCAUCCACGACUUUCACCGAGGACUGACCGCCUACCAUGAUAUCGCUCUGGACAAGUGCUACGUCAUCCAGCUCAACACCUCCAUCGUCAUGCCGCCGAGGAACCUUUGGGAGCUUCUCAUCAACGUCAAGAAAGGCACGUACUUACCUCAGACCUACAUCAUCCAUGAGGAGAUGGUGGUGACCGGGAAGGUGCGGAACAUGCGUCAGCUGGGACCCUUUAUCUACCGCCUGUGCAAUGGAAAGGACACGUACCGCCUGAGCCGCCGAGUUUCCCACAGACGCAUCUCCAAGCGCGAGACCAGCAACUGUCACCGCAUCCGCCACUUUGAGAACACGUUCGUGGUGGAGACGGUCAUCUGUGAGGAAGCGUGAAGGCUCCAGGCGUCCGUGUCCUGACCGCCCAUACCUGCAGUCACCUCCCCAGCUUCUGUAGCGCCCUCCUGUGGAUUUGUUUGAGUUGCAAACGUUUAAAAAAACAAAACAUUCUUCCUGUUUGAGAUUGAUUUAGAUAAUAUUUAACUUGACUAGAGAUGCAAGACUUUAUUCUAUCACAGGAUUCUCAGUGUAGCAAAGUUCAAAAGCAAAUAAUGCAUCAUAGCUGUAAGGCCUGGGAUCACAUGGGGUCAAGUACGGGGGUUAAGGGUGAAGGCUGUUGUCUGACCCCUCUGCCUUUGAGGAUUAUUUGUGUAGUGCUGUAGAGACGCAGUCAGAUAUAAGAAGCAUGAAAACAAGAAAGCGUCAUCUUUUCUAGUCAUGAUUCCAGACACAUAAGUGUUGCUCGUGUAUUUGCCUGCUUGUGCUUAAGAUGCAUCAGAGAGGUUGCACUUCUUACUCUUGUAUUAAAGCAACAGAAAAUUGGGCAUUAAAUAAGAAUAUGUUUCAAGUCAUGAACGCAUUUUUGUACUCAGAUCAUCUGCUUCCUGUAUUUGUUUGCACUUUCGCUGCAUAAGUGAGACUUUUUUUUUGUUCUUUUCUUUGCAUGUGUCUGUCUAAAAGACAAAAAAUAGCACAGUUGUCAACACGAUUUGCAAAACAAGGUUAAAAGCCUUAGUCCAGAGUCAGAGACUGGGCUAAAGUUACUACUGAAUUGGGGAAUUUCAACUGAUAUUCGAGCAGAAUUAACUACUGUAUAUUUUGUCUGACGUCUGUGAAUAAAUAAGGAAAAUCA
Molecule: messenger RNA, 1750 nt
Organism: Synchiropus splendidus (mandarinfish)
Lineage: Eukaryota; Metazoa; Chordata; Actinopteri; Syngnathiformes; Callionymidae
Gene: itm2ca
Product: integral membrane protein 2Ca
Exons: 6
Coding region: 175-954 (259 amino acids)
Biological process (GO): negative regulation of amyloid precursor protein biosynthetic process
Cellular component (GO): plasma membrane; Golgi apparatus; extracellular exosome
Molecular function (GO): amyloid-beta binding
Source: RefSeq, a predicted model, not a curated record